UGCAAUUCGACUUUGCCGCGGAUCUUGUCCAGCACCGGCGCCGCCGACAACGUUGCGCACCAUGGGAGAGACAAAGGAAAAGGUCACAUGCAUGCAUUGCACGCGGGACUUGACCCGGAUGAUUCGCAUUACGUGUGCGGAAUGUCCUGUGACACCGUCCGAGAAAGGGCCGGUCGUCCUGUGCAUUGAAUGUUUCUCUUCGGGGGUGGAGGAAGUACCUGGCGUGCCAGGACACCGCAAGAACCACUCGUACAUGGUGUCGGAUUGCUUAUCGUUUUCCAUUCUCGACAGCGAGUGGACUGCUGACGAGGAGCUGUUGCUCUUGGAGGGGAUCGAGAUGUUUGGCAUGGGGAACUGGAAGGAUAUUGCCGAGCAUGUCGGUACCAAGACAGACAAAAAGUGCGAAUCGCACUACGUGGUCAACUACUUGAAGCUGUCGAUGACGCCCGACUCACCUGAAAAGCAGUCCCGUUCCAAUGCUGCCACGAACGCCGCAGACGACGACAAAGAAAAGAUGGGCAGUGCGUUGGCGGGGUACAUGCCGCUACGUGGAGACUUUGAUGUUGAGCACGACAACGAUGCCGAACUCAUCCUUGCCGACAUGGAGUUUUCCGAGGACGACCACCCGACCGAACGCGAACUCAAGUUGAAAGUUAUCGCCAUCUACAACGCCAAGCUCGACGAGCGCGAGCGGCGCAAAAAAUUUGUGAUCGAGCACCAGUUGCUAGACUACAAAAAGUACCAGCAAAACGAACGCCGCCGGCCCAAGGACGAGCGGGAACUGGUCAUGCAACUUCGGCCGUUUGCCAGGUUUCAUUCCAAAGAAGAACACGAUGCCCUUGUCGGUGGGCUAGUCGCCGCGAUGCGGUUGAGAAAGCAAAUUGCGCUGCUCCAAGAGUACCGUCGCCAUGGCAUCCGCACGCUGGCUGAAGCCGAGUUGUACGAACAAGACAAGCGAAAACGCGAAGUCGACCAGGCGCUGCAAAAGUCCCGCGAGAGUGCAUCGUAUUUGUACGAAUCGAAAGGAAACUCGGCCAAGCGCCACAGCCGAUGGCUCAGUCGCGGGCAAGACGGCGCCAAUGCAAGAGGUGACGGGAAUACCCCAAACGAUAAAGCAUGCCUCGCACUCGACGGCGCCCCUGGUGCCCAUUUGCUGACUCCAUCCGAAAAGGAGUUGUGCUUGAAAAUGCAAUUGCUGCCAAAGCAAUAUUUGGUGAUCAAGGAAGCGUUGGUUCGAGAAAGCUUUCGGCUGGGCCACUUGGACCCAACCGCGGCGCAGAAAAUCGUGAAAAUUGAUGCGACCAAGACCGGGACCAUUUACGAUUUCUUUGUGCACGCCGGCUGGGUGAAGAAGGCCGCCGGCCCCACCCUCCAAGCGGUGGAAUCGUCCCGCUCGACCGGUGACGGCGCAGUGGCUGUGGACACGUCGAACGAGAUAGUGCAGCCGUCGCGUGCGAAAAAGGCCAAAACCACUGAAGUAUAGAUUUUCUGUUCCACCACAUGGACGACG
This is a messenger RNA of Aphanomyces invadans, 1510 nucleotides long. RefSeq lists its product as hypothetical. Gene Ontology annotation, biological process: chromatin remodeling; regulation of transcription by RNA polymerase II. Lineage: Eukaryota; Oomycota; Saprolegniomycetes; Saprolegniales; Verrucalvaceae. Gene Ontology annotation, molecular function: chromatin binding; protein binding; transcription coactivator activity. The record is from RefSeq and is a predicted model, not a curated record. The transcript is spliced from 6 exons. Gene Ontology annotation, cellular component: nucleus. The coding region runs from base 62 to 1483 and encodes 473 amino acids.